GGGGCCUUUAACUUUUUUUUUUUUUCCUCACUCUUGAGCGAAUCUUGCAAUCUAAGAAUAUAUUUUUUAUUUUAUUUUUCAUAAUAGCUUUUUUUUAGCUAAAGAUUUUCUAGAAAGCAAUUUUUGUUCGUAAAAAAGAGUCUAAUUGAAACUUUAACGUUUAUUUUUUUCAUAAAAAGCUUUUCUCAAAAAAAACCAAAAAAAACAAUAACAAUAAAUUCGUUUUCAAUAUAAUAUAUAUAUUUUUUUUUUCGUAAAAUUUUUUUCUUAUAACGUCGUUAUCAUUUGAUAUAUAUUUCUUUUUUUUAUUUUUUCACGAAACUUUUUUUUAAAAUAAUGAAAUCUUCGACUUUUUUCGCUACUAUUGUAGCUAUUUCCGUUUUAUUAUUUUCCGUUGUACCUACGAACGCUUGUGAACAAAGUUGUCGUACUGGUAUUUCAUUAGCAUUUGGAGACAAUUACUCCAUAGAGGUCGAUAAGUUAUUCCCAACACUCGAAGAUAAUUUAAAAGAUAAUUGUCUUAAAGGAUUUAGUGGAAGUGUUUCAUCAUCAACCAAAUCAUCAUUUAACAAAAUAAUUGAAGAUGAAACUGAUAAAUGUAAAAAAGCUUUCACGGAUAAUUUUGCAAAAUUAAUUGAGGAUUCAAUUUUCAAUCAAGUUCCACAAUUUAAAGGACAAUGUCAACAUCCAUUAAGAGUUAAUCAACCACCAGCAGGUGUUGCUUGGACUAUGGAAGAUUGUGAAAAUCAAGAUUAUAUUUGUGGUAAUCCUCCAGCUGUUUGUCAUUAUAUGGAUCAAUAUGUUAAACCAAGAAAUGUUAAAAAUGUUAAUGAAUCAUUGAAAGAUCGUCUUUCUUCUAAUGGUUCUUGCUUUAGUUCUCUUGUAAGAAGUUUAAUAAUUGCUGCUGCUAAAUCAAAUAUUAAAGCAAGUGACCUUGGAUCACUUGCUCAAACUUUUGAAGAUAAUAUUGAAGCACAAUAUAAUGAUUUUGUUAAAUAUUUUGAAGAUGAAUUUUGUAAAGGAACAACUUGUGAUAAAUAUGACCAUGAUAUUAAGGUCAAACUUUUGAGUUAUCCUUAAAAAGAAAAAACAAUAACAAUAAUGAAUAUUUAUAAAUAUACAUUUAUUUUAAUUUUUUUUAGUAUUCUAAUUUCCCCCCCUUUUUUUUAAUUUUAUUUUA
This is a messenger RNA of Rhizophagus irregularis DAOM 181602=DAOM 197198, 1180 nucleotides long. RefSeq lists its product as uncharacterized. NCBI's taxonomy places the organism in Eukaryota, Fungi, Glomeromycota, Glomeromycetes, Glomerales, Glomeraceae. The record is from RefSeq and is a predicted model, not a curated record.